UGGCAACGUGAUUCAUCGUUGACAAUUGUAGACGCCGUGACAGAUGCCGGUCGAGGCACAAAUAUCAGUGCGCGUCGAUCGUUACCGCACCCUGGACCAAUUUUUUCACGGUAGAACUGUGUGCAGUUCUCUCAGUGGGACUUUUUAAAAGAUUCUCGUAUGCAUAACUUUGUUACAUCUUAUAUGCACGCUAGACGUAAACGUAUUCGGAUUAUUGUAACGUACUUCGACGAGACUCGCAGCAAACCAUCCUCUCAAGCAGGCGGCUGGAGAGUUGCUGAAACCAAAUGGUUAUUUCGUGACGAGUGAGAUAAAUUAAAUUUCAUUUGUUAUCGUCGACACAAGGCGCAAGAGGGAUGUACCUUUAUGAACUUGUCAGAAUGAACCUUGCGAAAAGCUGAAAACUCGACUGAUUGGCACACGGCGAUGUAGGUUCAGAGGAUCUUGGCAUGGGCAGCCAUUUCCAUGAAAAACGUUCCUUCGAAGAAUGUUUCUAGACGCAAGGAGCACGUUGUAGACCAGGCUUAAAUCCCGCAAAGGAGCAAGAGAGGAUUCGGCGUACACGGAGGCGGGUCAAGGUUGUAUUCGCUUUCGAAUAGAUCGGCGCCCCUUUUCCCAUUCAGACAAUUCCGGCGGACACCGCGCAAUUCAAUGGGCCUCGCACGGAUAAACGGCGCUCCACGAGGAACGUUAAGAGACGCCUGCAUGCCCGAACGCCGCGGCCUCUAAUCAGGGAGCGAGAUUCGAUUCAGCUGGCUUAAUCCAGGAUGGCUGUUGAAGCUGAUCGCUGGAAGAAAAAGACCUAUACCGAUCGGCUGCGCAAGGUAGCAUCGAGACGCGUGCCGAUCUUAGCGUGGUUACCGAAAUAUAACUCGGAAAAGUUCCUCAGCGAUGUCAUAGCCGGCAUAACAGUCGGUCUUACCGUUAUGCCACAGGGACUCGCGUAUGCAACAUUGGCUGGAUUGGAACCGCAGUAUGGUCUUUACUCGGCAUUUAUGGGUGCGAUAGUUUACGUGAUAUUUGGCUCCUGUAAAGAUAUUACAAUCGGCCCUACCGCGCUCAUGGCACUAAUGACUCACGACUAUGUGCGAGGAAGAAAUGCUGAUUUCGCCAUACUUCUAGCAUUCUUAUCCGGUUGCCUGCAAUUACUAAUGGCAUGCUUACGUUUAGGUGUACUUAUAGACUUUAUCUCGAUACCAGUCACUGUGGGCUUCACCUCAGCAACGUCCGUCAUAAUCGUUGCUUCGCAAUUGAAAGGAUUGUUGGGAUUAAAAAUCUCAUCCCAAGGAUUUCUGGAUACUUUGAUUAAAGUCUUUCAAAAUAUCGGUGACACGAGUCCAUGGGAUGCUGGGAUGAGUAUCUCUUGUAUCGCAAUUCUACUGUUGUUUAGGAAAAUGAAAGACGUCAAGUUGCAUGCCAUCGGCAAGAAGUCGACGAAUUAUCAGCGUAUAUUCGCGAAAGCGAUAUGGCUGAUCUCCACGGCGCGGAAUGCCAUUAUCGUUGUCACUUGCUCCGCCAUUGCUUACAAGUAUGACUCGUCCGAGUCUGGAGCUCCGUUCAUUCUGACGGGUCCAGUGAGAUCAGGUCUUCCACCGUUCGGUCUGCCACCUUUUUCCACGCAGAUAAAUAAUCAGACUUUUACCUUCACGCAAAUGUGCUCCGAAUUGGGUACUUCCAUAAUAUUGGUGCCGAUAAUAGCUGUGCUCGGCAACGUAGCCAUAGCUAAGGCCUUCAUGAACGAGGGCAAAGUCGACGCUUCCCAAGAACUCCUGACGCUUGGGAUCUGCAACGUUCUCGGGUCUUGCGCGAGUUCUAUGCCAGUUACAGGAUCGUUCAGUAGAUCAGCAGUGAAUCACGCCAGCGGCGUGAAAACUCCAAUGGGUGGACUGUACACCGGAAUUCUAAUUUUGCUGGCCCUCAGUCUACUUACACCAUACUUCUAUUACAUCCCGAAAGCUUCAUUAUCGGCCGUAAUCAUUUGCGCGGUAAUAUACAUGAUCGAAUACGAGGUUGUGAAACUGAUGUGGAAAUCGAGCAAAAAAGAUCUCGUACCGAUGUUUGUUACGUUUUUGUUUUGCCUCAUCAUCGGUGUGGAAUAUGGUAUUUUAUUAGGGGUCGGCAUAAAUUUGAUGUUCCUGUUGUAUCCUUCUGCAAGACCUACAGUUCACGUCGACAAGUACACGACCGAUUGUGGUGCAGAAUAUCUGUUGGUUACUCCAGGAAACAGUUUAUAUUUCCCAGCUGUCGACUUUAUAAAGCAGUCAGUUGGUAAUGCUGGUAUAAAGCAAGGAUCUAGUCAAGUACCGGUCGUUGUUGAUUGUAGAUACAUUUUAGGGGCAGACUUUACGGCUGCUAAGGGUAUGAAAACAUUGAUCAAUGAAUUUAGUAGUCGAAAACAGGGAUUGUAUUUCUACAACCCAAGAUCGGAUGUGGUUACUGUUUUGAAAGGUGCCUGCGGCGAUGAAUUUCAGUACGUUUCAACUCAGGAAGAGCUCUCUUACUUAUUAUCGACAAUUCAAGACAAAUCUUCGCAAUCACUUCUUGAGCCAACACAUGACAAAUUACAUGCGUCUUUAACAUUACAUAAUUCGGAGAUGAUUCACAGAAAUGCGCGUGGUUCCUGCCAUGAACUCAGUGAAGUCACAAGUACACUUUUACACGCGACUGCCAGUUGAAGUUAAAUUUCUUAUAUUUGACUUUUAUAUAUUAAUAAAAAAACAAGAAGUUUUAUUAAACAGAAUGUUACAUAGUUACAAUCUUUAUUUAAAUGAUAUUAAGCACACGAAACAAUAAAUUAAAAGCGACGUAGAAAUAAAGUUAUUUCUUAACAUGAGAA
Messenger RNA from Vollenhovia emeryi, 2836 nucleotides. RefSeq names its product sodium-independent sulfate anion transporter. Gene Ontology annotation, molecular function: sulfate transmembrane transporter activity. Gene Ontology annotation, cellular component: membrane. The transcript has 12 exons. The record is from RefSeq and is a predicted model, not a curated record. Gene Ontology annotation, biological process: transmembrane transport. The coding region runs from base 768 to 2675 and encodes 635 amino acids. NCBI's taxonomy places the organism in Eukaryota, Metazoa, Arthropoda, Insecta, Hymenoptera, Formicidae.